Aspergillus nidulans FGSC A4 is the source of this 2007-nucleotide messenger RNA. RefSeq names its product amine oxidase. Gene Ontology annotation, molecular function: oxidoreductase activity, acting on the CH-NH2 group of donors, oxygen as acceptor; primary methylamine oxidase activity; copper ion binding. Gene Ontology annotation, biological process: amine metabolic process. NCBI's taxonomy places the organism in Eukaryota, Fungi, Ascomycota, Eurotiomycetes, Eurotiales, Aspergillaceae. The record is from RefSeq and is a predicted model, not a curated record. The transcript is spliced from 4 exons. The coding region runs from base 1 to 2007 and encodes 668 amino acids.
AUGUCUUCAGCGCAAGGGCAGCCAGUCCCUCACCCAUUUGACCCUCUUACAUCUCAAGAAAUUCGUCUAGGUCACCGUAUCCUGCAGUCUGCGUUCCCUGGAGUUCAGCUUCGGAUCAACCGAAUUGAUCUUCAAGAACCUAUCAAAAAAGAUGUCAUUCCUUACAUCGAGGCAGAACGGCUAGGGAGGCCUCUUCCCAAAAAGCCAGCCCGCCUGCUUUACUCUUACUUUCAUCGUCUUGAUACAGGGGCAUGCUGCAAAGCUCUGCUCAACGCCGACGAUGCAUCCGUUGUCUACGCGAAAGAGUUGCCGGCUGGGGUUCAGAUUCCCAUAGACGUGGAUGAAAUCACAGAAAUUGAGAAGCUUUGCAUGGAGCAUCCAGCUGUGUUGGCUGAGAUCGAAAAAUUGAAACUUCCCCAGGGAGUUACAGUUUGCAAUGAUCCCUGGAUGUAUGGCACGGACAAUAUUCAUGAGACCCGCCGGUUGUUCCAGUGCUUCAUGUACAUUAUGUCUGUGGACCACCCUGAGAACAAUCACUACUCUAUUCCGUGCAAGUUCUCCCCUGUUUUUGAUGGCCAUACACGCGAGCUGGUCCGCAUGGACUACUUGCCUGGAGGCUCCGAUACCCAGACAGCUGAGACGCAACCGUGGAAGCCAGUCAAGACGAUUCAAUAUGCACAUGAUCUCUUGGAUGAGCCUCUCCGCACUGAUCUCAAGCCAUAUAUCGUCCAACAACCGGAGGGCGCCUCGUUUUCGGUGACGGGAAACAAGGUCUACUGGCAGAAGUGGCGUUUCCGAGUGGGAUUCAACAACCGUGAUGGCUUGGUCCUCUACAAUCUUACCUACGACAACCGCAACGUUUUGUAUCGGCUUUCCAUCUCUGAAAUGACCGUGCCCUAUGGAGACCCUCGAGCACCGUAUCAUAGGAAGCAAGCUUUCGACGUUGGUGAUGUGGGAUUUGGUCUGAAUGCCAAUCAGCUCUCGCUUGGCUGUGACUGCUUAGGACACAUCAAAUACUUCGACGGUUACCGAUCCGAUUCUAAAGGCCAACCUGUUCGUCUGAAGAAUAUAAUCUGCAUGCAUGAACAGGAUAACGGGCUUCAGCACAAACACACCAAUUACAGAUCGGGAGCAGCCACCGUUGUCCGCAACCGCCAGCUUGUUCUCCAAAUGAUCUGUACGGUGGCCAACUACGAGUACAUCUUCGCCUACAUCCUUGAUCAAGUAGCGAAUAUCGAACUUGAAGUCCGCGCCACCGGUAUUCUCUCCACGGUGCCCUUUGACAAUACAAAUGGGGAAACUGUCAAGUGGGGCACCAAUGUCGGCCCAGGCGUCAUGGCUCCUUUCCACCAACACAUGUUCUCCUUGCGCAUCGACCCUGCUAUUGAUGGCUUCAAAAACACUGUCUAUUACCAAGACAGCGUCCCUCUUCCAGAAGACGAAAAUAACCCUUACUUGGUUGGAUACACCACGGAGGAAACCACCAUUGGCAGGUCCGGCACUGCAAACACUGACAUCAAUCGCCACCGUGUGUUCAAGAUUCGCAAUGAUAACGUUAUCAACCCCAUUACCUACAAGCCAGUGGCAUACAAGUUGCAAACCGCGCCUAGCCAAAUGCUUAUCAUGCCGAAGCAUGCCAUUGGCUAUCAACGAGCGGAGUUCGCCUCAAAGCCAAUCUGGGUUACUCGGUAUCAAGACGACGAACUAUACGCUGCCGGUGAGUUUACAAACCAAAGCAAACGUGCCAACGGGGUAGAGACGUGGGUGCAGAGAAAUGAUGUUACGGAAAAUGAAGACGUUGUCUUAUGGCACACUUUCGGUCUAACGCAUAACCCGCGUAUUGAGGACUUCCCCGUCAUGCCCAUGGAGCGUAUCAGCGUGAUGUUAAAACCGGACGGCUUUUUUACGAAGAACCCAGCACUGGAUGUGCCUCAAUCGACGCAGAAUUUCAACAAGUCAACACUUCACCCAGAAUCAUGUUGCGAGUCUGUGAAGAGUAAGAUAUAG